UGCCCCUGCCCAGCAGGCCGCCUAGCCAUCCCCGUCGCCGCAGCCUCAAAGGCGCCGCGGAGCGAGGGUCAAAGAGUCGUCGGAUGGCGGCGCGGAGCAAAGGCCGGAAGAGGUCCGCGCAGCCCCAGCGCGGGUGCCUGCGCGUGUGCAGCCGCCACAACGAAUCCCAACCGCCCAGGAGACAGCCGAGAUGUGGGCCAAGACGAGCUUCGUCGAACGCGUUCGGGCCCUGGUCGGAGUCCGAGAGCUUAUGCUCUCCGGGGUACGAAUCGAAGUCAUCUUUGAUGUUAGACUGGGCUGGGCCAAACACUUCGUGCCGCUGGCCACCCCGACUGCAAGGCCCUCAAAUGCAGGCUGGGCCGCAGAUGCACCAGGAGGCGAUGCCAGGCAGAAUGCUCCCAGGCUCCGGCUAGCCACAGGGGCAGAUGGGCGUGCCGCAGGAGGCACUGCCGGGCAGAAAGCCUGUCCUCGGAUACGACGUGCCGCAGGGGCAGAUGGGACCCGGGCCGCAAGCGGGUUUGCAACCGCAGCCGCACCCGAGCCCAUACGAGUACUGGAAACAGCAGGCCAUGCGUCGUGUCGAGCCAGGAGUGGGUCGUUUCCAGCCGGGGAUGCCUCGUUCCCGGCCGGCAAUACAUCCAUCCCGGCCGGCAAUGCACCCUUCCCAGCCAGCGAUGCAUCCGUCACAGCCGGCGAUACAUUCUUCCCACCCCCCCGUCGGAUACCCGGGACGGUAGAUGGCGGCUUCCUUCCCGGGCCACGCAGGCCAGAUGCAAAUGGGUCCGCAUCAGGGGCUGGAACAGAGUGGGUGGCAACAACAGCAGCAGCUCUACCAUCACCACCACCACCAGCAGCGAUAGCAGCGAAAGCAGCAGCAGCGGCUGCACCGGCAGCAGAUGGGGUAUAACAGCGGCGCAGCUACCAGCGGCGUGGGCAUGAUGGGAGGAGGAGGGGGGUUACGCGGCGGCACUAGUGGCGGCGCCGGAACUACAGUUCACCGGCCGCGCAUUUGACUUCAACUUUAUUAGAGUCCCGGAUACGGCACUCGACGACAGCGGCUGCGGCGGCGGCCCAGGACAGCAGCAGCAGCAGCAGCAGCAGCAG
Lasiosphaeria miniovina is the source of this 1104-nucleotide messenger RNA. RefSeq lists its product as uncharacterized. The transcript has a single exon. NCBI's taxonomy places the organism in Eukaryota, Fungi, Ascomycota, Sordariomycetes, Sordariales, Lasiosphaeriaceae. The record is from RefSeq and is a predicted model, not a curated record. Bases 191 to 907 code for a protein of 238 amino acids.